Molecule: messenger RNA, 1093 nt
Organism: Arabidopsis arenosa
Lineage: Eukaryota; Viridiplantae; Streptophyta; Magnoliopsida; Brassicales; Brassicaceae
Source: the annotation of a GenBank genome assembly
AGCUUCGAAAUUUUUGAGUCGAAGAAAAAAAAUGGCGACGGUACAAUUGUUCACCCAAUUUCCCUGCAAAACCAGAGUUUCAAUCCCACCGAACUCUAAAUCUAUCUCCAAGCCUCCGAUUCUGGUACCGAUGAGCUCAAUUAUUCACCGUCCGGUGUUCUCCACCAGAGGAAUCGCUGUUUCCCGUGCGGAUUUCAGAGUCCGAGCCACAGAUGCGCCGGGGGAGAGAGGAUCAGCUCUAUUGGCGGCGGAGGAAGCAAUCGAAGCUGUGGAGGAGACGGAGCGGCUAAAGAGAUCGCUUGCGGAUUCGUUGUACGGAACAGAUCGAGGAUUGAGCGCAUCGAGCGAGACCAGAGCUGAAAUCGGAGAUCUAAUCACACAGCUCGAGUCUAAGAACCCUACUCCAGCUCCGACGGAAGCUCUCUUCCUUCUCAACGGCAAAUGGAUCCUCGCCUACACAUCGUUCGUGAAUUUGUUCCCGUUGCUUUCACGAGGAAUCGUGCCGUUAGUAAAAGUAGAUGAGAUCUCACAAACCAUUGAUUCUGAUAACUUCACAGUCCAGAACUCUGUUCGUUUUGCUGGUCCUUUAGGUACAAACUCGAUUAGCACCAACGCUAAGUUCGAAAUCCGAAGUCCUAAACGCGUCCAGAUUAAGUUUGAGCAAGGCGUAAUUGGGACGCCUCAGUUAACGGAUUCGAUUGAAAUACCGGAAUAUGUAGAGGUUCUUGGUCAAAAGAUUGAUCUUAACCCGAUCAGAGGGUUACUUACCUCGGUGCAAGACACAGCCUCGUCUGUGGCUAGAACCAUAUCAAGCCAACCACCGUUGAAAUUCUCUUUGCCAGGGGACAAUGCGCAGUCGUGGCUACUCACGACUUAUUUAGACAAAGACAUUCGGAUCUCUAGAGGAGACGGUGGAAGCGUCUUUGUGCUUAUCAAAGAAGGAAGCCCUCUCUUGAAUCCUUGAACUUCGUCAAAAUCUAUAUCUCUCUCUCUUGUUGUUGUGUUAAGUAAGACAAAUAUAGUGUUGUUGUAGGUUUACUUCUUAAUCGUUAUUAUUAACUCGAUGAUAAGGAAAUAUAAUGUUUUUAACUGC